CUUUUUUUAUGUCAGCUGUCAAAUUAAAUUGACGCGCGAAAUAAGCAAAACAAAACAGAAAUGUCACAGUCGGGGUGUCCUGUUGGUGACAGAAUCCUAGUAGGUUACAUUUUACCCGAAAAGAAGGUUAAAAACUCCGAAAAUGACGACUCUGAUUGGGAAGAUGAUGAUGAUGAGGAGGAGGAAGAAGAAGCACAGCCGGAGUUUCUGGAUAUGAAAGAGAUGGACAGCGUUAGUUCAGGAGGACAUGUGUUUAAUUCCUCCGUACCGGGCCGAAACGAAGUUGAUUUCCUGGACAGCGUGUCCGGUAAGAGAUGCAGAGUACUGGGCCGGUUCAGUCUGAAGGACCCGUGGUGGGAGGCUACCUGCACAGCCCGCGUAGCCAGGGGCAAGCUGGUGCUACGGGGCUACCCUGCCUACCGCCUUCGCUCAGACCUCCAGGGAGACCCGGAACACUCUGUCCUGUCUCUGUUCCUCACCGCCUGCGGCGUGGACUCACAGUUUGUCGUCCCCUUCUUUGCUUGGCUGCCGAUGGGAAGGAAGGUGGAGUUUGCUAACUUGCAGGAAGUUCUGGCUGAGUUUGAGGAAGGAGAGCAGCACAGAGCUUUGGCACAGCAGAUUAAAGCCUUGGUCUCUGUUUCAGUUGCAGGGAUGCGCGUGGCUGCUGCCUCUCUGUAUCCCCAUGUGAUGAGAUACCUGCCUACCCUACUGCCCGGGCGCUUCACAGAGCUCCUGAGUCGAGGAAAGAAAAGCCCAAAACAUCCUGCGGCACAGGGUGCUACACAGAUAGAGGGGGAAGAGGAGGAUCUCAGCUUGCUGGCCAAAAUAGAGGAGAUGAUCAAGACGGACGUCUGGAAGCUGGGCUUUAACUAUGUUAUGUACAAGGAGUUGAAGGUGGUCCAUUGCGAGGCUCAGCUGAGAUCUUUCCAUGAGUGUAAACUCUUCCAAGAGAUCCCUCUGAAGCAGUGUAACGCCCUGCGAGUCUACGACUCUCUGAAGAACCACUGCAACAGGACGGGCAGUACCUACAUGGAGCUCCCCACCCUGUGUGACGAGGUCAGGAGAGGGUGUAGCUCCGUGGUGGAGGUGGAGGUGUGGGACGCAGUCCACUUCCUCAAAGAGCUGGGUGUAGUGGUACGGGAUCGCCAGAAGGUGGCGCUGCAGAACCUGCAUUCUUAUGAGACUGGGAUAGCUGAGUGCCUACGCUGUCUGGUGCAGGAAGAGCCCUGGGUUAUACCUCUGGAUGUCAUAGAGGUGCUGACUGCUUCAGCUCUGCAGAGGCUGAGGAAGAAGGGAGGGGAUGGAUGGAGUAGGGAGGAUCAAGGUGAAGUGGACUCCGACGCAGAGCGGAAGGCUAAUGAGCUGAAUGAAAGGUGUGAUAUGGUUGGCAGCGCUGCAGAGACAGACCGUACUAGUACUGCUGUUAGAACAGCCAGUGGAGCCUCUGUCCCAGACCACAUCAAACCUGGACCAGCCCCUACAGACCAGGGCCCUCCUCCUCCAGUAGAUUUAGACCCAGACCAGGGCCCUCCAGUAGAUUUAGACCCAGACCAGGGCCCUCCAGUAGAUUUAGACCCAGACCAGGGCCCUCCAGUAGAUUUAGACCCAGACCAGGGCCCUCCAGUAGAUUUAGACCCAGACCAGGGCCCUCCAGUAGAUUUAGACCCAGACCAGGUACGUGCAGCCGAGAUGAUCUGCUUCAAUCCGGUGACAGUGAUCAGCGGUAAGGGGGGCUGUGGUAAGACCACGGUGGUGAGUCUGGUGUUCAAGGCCGCCUUGCAGCAGAGCCCAGAGAAGGAAGUCAGGAAGGCAUGCUGGGACUUUGAAAAUGACUCCUUGGGGUCUGAGGCGUGGGAGGAAGCCGAGGCGUUGGAGGAUGAAGCCCUGUCGAAGAGUCUCCUCUCUCAGUUAGAGGGGGAGGUAAAGGACGAGAAGAAGUUGUCGUCGUGGGUUUUACAGGGAGAGGACGAGGUGUUACUAACAGCACCCACAGGGAGAGCUGCGUCUCUGCUCACCAAGAGGACAUGCUUCAAGGCCUACACCCUGCACCAGGUAGUGUGGAGUUUCACAGAUAUCUAACCCCUCUCUCCUGUCACCCCUCCCUUUCAGGUAGUGUGGAGUUUCACAGAUAUCUAACCCCUCCCUCCUGUCACCCCUCCCUUUCAGGUAGUGUGGAGUUUUACAGAUAUCUAACCCCUCUCUCCUGUCACCCCUCCCUUUCAGGUAGUGUGGAGUUUCACAGAUAUCUAACCCCUCUCUCCUGUCACCCCUCCCUUUCAGGUAGUGUGGAGUUUCACAGAUAUCUAACCCCUCUCUCCUGUCACCCCUCCCUUUCAGGUAGCGUGGAGUUUCACAGAUAUCUAACCCCUCUCUCCUGUCACCCCUCCCUUUCAGGUAGUGUGGAGUUUCACAGAUAUCUAACCCCUCUCUCCUGUCACCCCUCCCUUUCAGGUAGUGUGGAGUUUCACAGAUAUCUAACCCCUCUCUCCUGUCACCCCUCCCUUUCAGGUAGUGUGGAGUUUCACAGAUAUCUAACCCCUCUCUCCUGUCACCCCUCCCUUUCAGGUAGUGUGGAGUUUCACAGAUAUCUAACCCCUCUCUCCUGUCACCCCUCCCUUUCAGGUAGUGUGGAGUUUCACAGAUAUCUAACCCCUCCCUCCUGUCACCCCUCCCUUUCAGGUAGUGUGGAGUUUUACAGAUAUCUAACCCCUCUCUCCUGUCACCCCUCCCUUUCAGGUAGUGUGGAGUUUCACAGAUAUCUAACCCCUCUCUCCUGUCACCCCUCCCUUUCAGGUAGUGUGGAGUUUCACAGAUAUCUAACCCCUCUCUCCUGUCACCCCUCCCUUUCAGGUAGUGUGGAGUUUCACAGAUAUCUAACCCCUCUCUCCUGUCACCCCUCCCUUUCAGGUAGUGUGGAGUUUCACAGAUAUCUAACCCCUCUCUCCUGUCACCCCUCCCUUUCAGGUAGUGUGGAGUUUCACAGAUAUCUAACCCCUCUCUCCUGUCACCCCUCCCUUUCAGGUAGUGUGGAGUUUCACAGAUAUCUAACCCCUCCCUCCUGUCAC
Molecule: messenger RNA, 3065 nt
Organism: Oncorhynchus kisutch (coho salmon)
Lineage: Eukaryota; Metazoa; Chordata; Actinopteri; Salmoniformes; Salmonidae
Product: DNA helicase B-like
Exons: 6
Coding region: 61-2079 (672 amino acids)
Biological process (GO): negative regulation of double-strand break repair via homologous recombination
Molecular function (GO): single-stranded DNA helicase activity
Source: RefSeq, a predicted model, not a curated record